Molecule: messenger RNA, 3573 nt
Organism: Ruditapes philippinarum (Manila clam)
Lineage: Eukaryota; Metazoa; Mollusca; Bivalvia; Venerida; Veneridae
Exons: 1
Coding region: 9-2120 (703 amino acids)
Molecular function (GO): protein binding
Source: RefSeq, a predicted model, not a curated record
UUUACAGGAUGUCGGAAAAUUCUGAUUAUUCUCGCAAUGUGUCACUCAGACUUUCUAAAGUACUUGAUGAGAUAGGAGUGAACGAGAGAAUGGUGAUUAAAAGAAGGCGACUAGAGCUGAUGAAUGAAACAUUAGAAACAAUAGGGCAACAAUUAUUAACACAUGGAGGUGUAAAUGUGUAUCAUUUAGGUAGUAGAGGAGAAGGUACUACAACAUUAGGACUUAAUUCUGACAUCGAUGUACUUUUAACACUUACCAGGCUCAAAGUGAUACAGGACUGGAGUGAAUGGGAACCUGAUAAACAAAACAUGUUAAUGAUACAGGAUGAUACUGUAUCACCAGGAUAUUGCUUAUUACAGAUACUGAGAGGGGACGCUCCGCUGCCAGAAGAUAAUGUGUAUAAUCAGUACUGGUAUAGAGAUAGAAUAGGAAGAGUAUUAUUAAAGAAUACUUUAUUACAUAUAAGCACUAGUUCUGAAAGUGUAAGACAUGGUCCAGCAAUUACGAUGGAAGAAAUUCCUGGUUACUGUGGUCAUGACAUUGUCAUUGCAAUACCUUGUCACCAGUGGCCAUUGAAAGCUAGACAAUGGAUAAAUCAGCAACUUGAAGGUCAAUGGCCUACAAGCGAUAUGAAACAGUAUUGUAAACGCACGGAAUGUUUCGUUGUUGGAGUUGGAGGCAAAGGCAGUGUUAAUGAAGACAUUGAAUGGAGAAUAUCCACUUCCCUUGCUGAGAGAUUUUUAAUGUUCAGUCUGAAUAUAACACAAAUCAGAUGCUUUAUCUUAAUGAAAAUGAUUCUAAAAACGUUUAUAACCACACAAUGCCCUGACAGCAUUUCAAGUUUUAUGUGUAAAACGGUCUUACUUCAUAGUAUUAAAAGUACAGUCAACAAUGCUUGGAACGAAAACACCUUACUGAUUUGUCUAAAUUACUGUCUAACAAUACUUUACAAUUGUAUUGUAAAUGACUAUUGCCCACAUUUUAUCAUCCCAGAGAACAAUUUAAUGGCGAGACGUUUUACUGUAGUAACAAAACAAAUCAUACUAGAGAGACUCUCUUACAUUAUAAGCAGUAACGGAAGUGCUUUACUUGAAAUAGAAUGUGACCAACUUGGGUCUAGAAUUCAAAACACAUUUUUGAGAUUAGUAGACUUUGUUCCUGAACACCUGUCUUGUGUGAUUUCAGGAAACCUAGUUAACAUUAUUGCUCGCAGAGUCAAUGACUUGAUCAUGGUCUUGCUCAAUAAAUUGAAUAAAACCAAUAACAUUCGACUUCUAUUGCAAACAUUAUAUAAAUACCUGAUGAAAGUAACUCAUGAUAUGAAUCAAGGGCAAAAUAGAAUAGCAUGUAGUGCAAUAGCUAAAUUUCUUAGCAUGCAUUUAGGAUCUGCACUUGCUUCAAUUAACAUACAAAGUGAACGCAGUGUAUGCCGAGAAUCUACCGUUUUGCUGUCGUUUUGCCUAAACAUUGAUGUAGCAUCGGGUAAACUGAAACUAGCAUCAAUUUUCUAUUGUACUGGAGAGAUUGAGACGACAGAACAAAUUUUGAAAAAUAUUGAAGAAAGUUAUGAUCUCAUUGUAGUUGAACCCAUCUGUAAAUGCUACGCUUUUCAACACUUUGAAUGUAAAAGGGCAUUCAAUAAGUUAUGUUAUGAAGCAGAUGAUGAAUAUACAUUGUUACAGAGUAUAACUGCAUCAUGUGUCAGGUUUCUACGAUGUGAAAUAAACUGCUGUCCCAAAGAACUCCAACAUGAAAUGUUUCGAUCAUCACAACAGGACCUCCCUUAUAGAAGUGAAAAUGAUGAAUGGAUGAAUUUGGCUGUGAUAGAUUCUCUACCUUAUUUAUACUUUCUACAGUACAAGACAUAUUCUCAUCUCAGAAGGAAUCGGGAUAAACAGGCGGCAAUCUCCAACCUUGCCAAAUGCAUUGUAGAGGAACCAAAUUUCGGACACAAAGAAACAGCACUAAACCUUCUAGGUCAGUGUAUGGAACAAGAAAACAAAACGGACGCUGCUUUACAGUGCUAUCUGUUCUCUCUGAAAAUACGAGGCAGAAAUAACGCUGCAAAGUUUCAUAUAUGUAGACUAGUAAGCUCAAUGUUUGGCCAAGGCAUGCAUUAGUGUAAUGGAAACAAAGGCGUCUUGUGGCUGCGAACUGACAAUAUGUAAUCAUGUUCCUUUUACAGAAAGGCUCAACUUGUCAUACACUUUUUUAAAAAGGAACAGAUUUAUCAUUGAGUUUAUUUGAUCUGGGAAAAAAUAUGUCACUGCUUUACGAUGUGUAUUGAUAUUUGUAUGCAUUAAACCAUGAGUAAGAUUGUAAAGUAAUGCUUUUGUCAGACUUGUAGAAGAUUUAAGACAUUGAAAGCAUUAUGUAAAUACUUUUGGCGGAAAAUUGAACAAAGUAAAGAUCCCUAUCUAAUUACAAUGUACAUGUAUAUAUAAUUAGCUUGAACUUGUUUUAUAAAAAAAAGGUAACAUAUCAAAUGUUUACAAUCUAAACAUAUAAAGCAAACACGAAACUGUUUACCUUUUGUUUUACUGAAUAGGCGUGCAAGAGUGAACAAUCAAAGCAUUGUUAUUUUAUAUCAGAUACAGUAAAACAAAUAUAAUUGUUAAGAGGUUAUACAGUUACGCAAUGACUACCAAUCUUGAGCAGAGAUAUUUAUAAGAAAAGAAAUAUGUCGGUAAUGAAUUGUUGAAAUAGUGUUUUUUAUGAAAAACAAAAAUCCCAGUGAAGAUUCAAUGUGCAGAUAAACUUUUCCAUUUAUUUUUUUUUUCAGAAAUUUUUUUUUCCCAAACACAUUUGAACAUUUUUUACUGUAUUACAUGUAUUAAUUAAUGUUGUUUAAUUUUGUUGCAAAUUUUGAACAGUGUACAGCUACUUGGGUACAUAAAAAAUUUUUUUACCAAAAAAUGAUACCAAACAGUUAAAGGUUAUAAAAUUAUUAUCAUGUUUUAUAUUUUAGUACAAAUAGCAUGAUAAAGUUUAUUAUUUGCUAUACGCCCGAAUUAUUGUUCGUGUAUAUUGGUAUUGAUCUGACCGCCCGUCCGGUUUGUAUAUUUGUCAGGACAAGGUUAAGAUCAUGCUAAGUCAUUGUGUAUGAAUUUUAAAAGUUCAUGUCAGCACAGUAUCUUUUGCACCAAGGGAAGGAAAUUAAAAGAAAAACAGAAUUUUUUAUUAACAUGAGAUGACAGGGAGAAGCCUGGUUUAGAUUUGUCCAUAACAAAAUUGGCAUUGUCUUCGGAUCAUUUGAUUGAUAUAAGCAAUUUAUAGGACAAAACACUUCUGUAUUGUGCUGAACUUAAAACUACAAGCCUAGAGCAUUUGGCAUGAAGUACUGUAAUGUGGACCUCUACAAAGUAAUAUUCAUCAUGUCUAUUUGGUCAACAUUUUCCUUGCCCGGGAGUCAACUGAUAUAUAUAUAAGCUAUAUAUUUGCAAACACAUUUAUGUCUUUUCUUUAACUACAUUGCCUAGAGCUUGACAUGUGGCAUUGCUUUUGGGCGACCUCUAUAAAAGCGAUAUGAUCAAUUUUGGCUGACCCCAGGAGUAACGUGAUUUAUAUAGAAAA